Loxodonta africana (African savanna elephant) is the source of this 1883-nucleotide messenger RNA. RefSeq names its product misato mitochondrial distribution and morphology regulator 1 (gene MSTO1). NCBI's taxonomy places the organism in Eukaryota, Metazoa, Chordata, Mammalia, Proboscidea, Elephantidae. The coding region runs from base 16 to 1830 and encodes 604 amino acids. Gene Ontology annotation, biological process: mitochondrion organization. Gene Ontology annotation, cellular component: cytoplasm; mitochondrion. The transcript has 13 exons. The record is from RefSeq and is a predicted model, not a curated record.
GCCGAGUGGAGCGGCAUGGCGGGCGGGGCUCGGGAGGUGGUUACGCUGCAGUUGGGACAUUUUGCCGGUUUCGUGGGAGCGCACUGGUGGAACCAGCAGGUAUGGACUCCCGGCGCUGCCCCAGCGGAGCUUUUCGGGAUCUCUAGCUCCGAAUUCCAGCCUGUCUCCUGUGAAUCCAGCUCUCCUCGCUCUGUGCCUCCCCAGGAUGCUGCGCUGGUCCGUCCUGCCGAUGGCAAGGAGCCGCCGGGAGAGCUGUGCCCCGACGUCUUGUAUCGGACAGGCCGGACAGUGCAUGGCCAGGACACUUACACGCCGCGGCUCAUCCUCAUGGAUCUGAAGGGUAGUCUGAGUUCUCUAAAACAGGAAGGUGGACUCUAUAGGGACAAACAACUAGAUGCCGCAAUAGCAUGGCAGGGGAAGCUCACCACACACAAAGAGGAACUCUGUCCCAAGAACCCUUAUCUCCAGACCCUGGGCAGUGCAGAGGGAGUGCUGAGUAGUGAUGGUGUCUGGAGGGUCAAAUCCAUUCCCAAUGGCAAAGGUCCCCUACCACUCACCACUGCUAAAACUCCAAAACCACUCAUGCCCACAGAGGGCAGCAUCAGAGUCUGGUCAGACUUCCUCCGAGUCCAUCUCCAUCCCCGAAGCAUCUGUAUGAUUCAGAAGUACAACCACGAUGGGGAAACAGGCCGCCUGGAGGCUUUUGGCCAAGGGGAGAGUAUCCUGAAGGAACCUGGGUACCUGGAAGAGCUGGAGGACAGGCUCCACUUCUACGUAGAGGAGUGCGACUACCUGCAGGGUUUCCAGAUUCUGUGUGACCUGCACGACGGCUUCUCAGGGGUGGCCGCUAAGACGGCGGAGCUGCUCCAGGACGAGUACUCAGGGCGGGGGGUAAUAGCCUGGGGCCUGCUCCCUGCUCCCUACAGCCUUGGGGAGCCCCAGAAGAAUAUCUACCGUCUGUUAAACACAGCUUUCGGCCUGGUGCACUUGGCUGCUCACAGCUCUCUCGUCUGCCCCUUGUCCUUGGGUGGGAGCCUGGGCCUGCGACCUGAGCCACCUGUCACCUUCCCACACCUGCAUUAUGAUGCCACCCUGCCCUUCCACUGCAGUGCCAUCCUGGCCACCGCCCUGGACACAAUCACUGUUCCUUAUCGCCUGCGUUCCUCGCCAGUUUCCAUGGUUCAUCUGGCUGAUAUGCUAAGCUUCUCUGGGAAGAAGGUGGUGACAGCAGGAGCCACCAUCCCUUUCCCCUCAGGCCAGUCCCUUCCUGAUACCCUGGUGCAGCUUGGGGGAGCCACCCCAUGGAUCCCGCUUUCUGCAUGCGGGGACCCGUCUGGGGCAUGCUGCUUUGCCCAGUCUGUGGUGCUGAGGGGUCUAGACAGAGCAUGCCAUACCAGCAGUCAGCUCACCCCAGGGACACCCCUGCCCUCCCCUCUCCACGCCUGUGCCACUGGAGAAGAAGUCCUGGCCCAGUACUUACAACAGCAGCAGCCCAGGGCCCUGAGUUCCUCCCAUCUGCUGCUGACUCCUUGCAAGGUGGCUCCUCCUUACCCACACCUCUUCUCAAGCCUCAGCCAGCAGGGUUUGUUUCUGGAUGGUCCCCCUACUAGGGCAGCAGCAGAGAGCAUCCCGGUGUUUGGGGCCCUCUGCUCCUCUUCAUCUUUGCACCAGACCCUGGGAGGCUUGGCCAGAGAGCUCACCAAACUCGACUUGCGGCGCUGGGCCAGCUUCAUGGCUGCUGGAGUGGAACAGGAUGACCUAGAGGAGAUGCUACAGGAGCUGUACAGCCUGGCCCAGUGCUACCAAGAUGGCAGCGGGCUCAUGGACUGAGGUUCUAAAAGUGGGCAAGACCUAGUUUCCAAUAAAAACUGCUGGAUGCUGGA